Molecule: messenger RNA, 1074 nt
Organism: Amborella trichopoda
Lineage: Eukaryota; Viridiplantae; Streptophyta; Magnoliopsida; Amborellales; Amborellaceae
Source: RefSeq, a predicted model, not a curated record
AGCCAAAGAGAGGAAAGAGUAAGACAAUGAUUUACCUUUCGGCUAUUAUCGUGUUGGGAGCUGGAAUCUUAGCAGCAGUUAUCUACAAAAUAACGAAGAAGAGGCUCAAAAAGGAGUGUGAAAAAGACAUUGAAGAUUUAUCAGUGCAAGUAAAAUCAUUGGCAACAGAGUCUGAGAGCCCCUAUAGUGUUUCUGGGCUCUACAUAUUUUCUCGAAGAGAAAUUGCAAAGGCAACAGAUAACUUCAAUGCGUCAAACUUGAUAGGAGAAGGAAGUGCAGGGAAAGUGUAUAAAGGUAUGAUGCCUAGUGGACAGAGAGUGGCGGUAAAGCAAAUAAACGCAGAGAAGAAGGCCGAAACAUUUGGUGAUGAGAUAGUGAACGUGGCAAAAGUGAGGCACCCAAACUUAGUGUGCAUAGUGGGGUAUUGCGACAGGGAGGAGUAUUGCUUGGUUUACGAGUAUUGCGUCAAUGGCAACCUUUCGCAAUGGUUGUGGGGAGAUUCUCAUGUAUUGAAAUGGGAGCAAAGGAUUCGAAUUGCCACAGGAAGUGCUCGAGCUUUAUGGUUCCUUCACAAUUACCCUUCAGGGAGGCUAGUCCACAGAGACAUCAAGCCCACGAAUAUUUUGUUGGACGAUAAAUUAAACCCGAAGCUUUCGGACUUUGGUCUAUCGAAGUUCUUGGAUGUGGAUGAGAGCUAUAUGUUCACAGAGGUGAAAGGAACAACCGGGUACUUGGAUCCUGAAUAUGUGACAUUGGGGCGAGUUAGUCUUGCAAGUGAUGUUUAUAGCCUUGGCAUUGUUCUUCUGCAACUGCUGUCUGGGAAGAAGGUGAUAGACUUUAGCACCCCCAAGCCAAGAUCAUUGGUAUCUGAGGCCAGGAAUGUGGUGAUUAAAGGUGGUGAUAUUUCAACUUUAGUGGAUCCAAGAUUGAAAGGAGAGUAUGAUAAACAAGCAUUUGAGAGGGUUCUUUCAGUGGCCAUCCUUUGCACAGCGUCCUCUGAACGUGAGAGGCCAUGCAUGCAAGAGGUUUUACAUGAACUUGAAGAUGCUUCACUCUUUCCUUGUUGAAAGGAUU